UCUAGUCUAUACUUCUACAUCCAGAGAAAGUAUUGUUCGGCCUCCGUGCUCGGAAUUUACUGGUCGGAAAUGGCGCUAAUGUUCUCCCCAAAGUCUAUAUUGUCAUGUUUCUAUCCCGCCAGGCUACACAACAACCACAACACUUUGUCCGCCAUUGUUGAAAGAAGGAACCCCAUUAUCCAAGUUAGAGAACUCCCUCUGGGCUUGAAACUCGCAGUUAGAACUCACAGUUUCCCCCCGAUCGAUGAUGAAAACGGUUCGGAUUUCGAUUGGGGCGAAAUCGAGCUAGGAAUAGAGGAGGAGGAGGAGGAGUCGCCGUGGGAAGGCGCGGUGGUGUACGGAAGGAACCCCUCCGUCUCGCAUUUGGAGUACUGCACAACCCUAGAAAGGCUGGGUCUUGGGAAGCUCUCCACCGAGGUUUCCAGGUCCCGCGCUUCGCUGAUGGGAAUUAGGGUUACCAAAGAUGUCACCGAUUAUCCCGAAGGCACGCCGGUGCUCGUUUCCCUCGAAGCAACGAUUAAGCAGCGCAAAAUCAGGCUCGAUGGCAUCAUCCGGACCGUCAUUACUCUAGGUUGCAACAGGUGUGGCGAACCAGCUGCCGUAAGUGUUUUUUCCAACUUCUCUCUCUUGCUGAGUGAAGAACCGCCGGUUGAGGAACCAGAGACUCUAGACAUGGGCAUAAUUAUUGGAUCAAAGAAAUCUGGAUCUAUUGAAGACAGAGAGGACGACGAUUCUCUGAUUGACAUUGAAGACCAACUUCACUUUCCUGCCGAAAAGAGAAGCAUUGACAUAUCGAAGCAUAUAAGAGACCGAGUGCACCUAGAAAUCACUCUCAAUGCCAUCUGUGAUCCCCAAUGCAAGGGCCUCUGCUUGAAAUGCGGCACUAAUCUCAACAUUCGCAGCUGCAAGUGCUGCGAUAAGCGAAACCCGGAGGGGAAAGGCUUUGGCGCACGCGGACAUUUGGCGAAGAAAAUGCAAAGGAUGGAAAAGAGUUAGUUGAGGGUGGUUAGAAGUUAGAAGUGUCACCCCAUGCGGUGAGAGUUAAAAAAAGGGAAGCAGUUAAUUCCCCCCCAACAGAAAUGCAACCCAACUCAUUUAUGAGGAGGCAUGGGCGGACGCGGGGAUCUGAUCUACACUACUGCAUGAGUAGAUAAGUUGGCAUUUCCCUUCCAUU
Cuscuta campestris is the source of this 1174-nucleotide messenger RNA. The record is from the annotation of a GenBank genome assembly. Lineage: Eukaryota; Viridiplantae; Streptophyta; Magnoliopsida; Solanales; Convolvulaceae.